AUGGCUCUUUCACGGCAUCAUGCCGCGCUCUCCCGACCUUUGAACGUGGAAGAGAUCGUGCAAGAAGCACAAAAUUUCGAGUUCAACCCAAAUCGACCUCUACAGCAAUGGAUCCGCGCCGCCAGAAUGCUCCUCACGGAAGCCACCGUCUGCGAGGACGAGGGAAACAUCGCGCAGGCCUAUCUCUACAUCUAUCGACAUGCGGAAUUGGUGCUGGCCAAAUUGCCACAACAUCCGGACUACAGAAAUCCGCAGUUCAAAGCAGAGCUCUCGCAAGCGAGGAAGACGCUCCAGAAGAACCUUGUCAAAAUGGAGGAGUGGAAACCUCGAAUCAACCAGGAGCACGAACGAUAUACCAAAAUUAUGGCUCGCCGAGAUGCAGAGAGGAGAUUGACUCAAAAUGAGCUGGAUGAAGAAGCCGUCCAUUCACAUUCGCGGAGAGGCUCUUAUGACAUGGUUGGCGCUAUGGCCUCGACAACUACUCUCAACGCCCAUCAAGACCGGCGAUUCGCUGUCGACUUGGCCCAGAAGGAAAUUAGAAGACGAGAUGCGAGCAAACGAUCGACCCAUCAAGCAGGCAUCUCACCGCAUACCCGCAUGUCAAGGCGCCCCACAAACUUCGACAACAUAUCAUCCUACAACCUCCCUCCCCCCUCCAUCCCCUCCAAACAAGCCCUCUCCCCUCCCCCUCUCCCCUCAAAAAACCCCCUCUCCGCACCCGCCCUCCCACCCAAACCCUCAACCUCAACCUCCAACCCCACCCAACGCUACACCUUCGCCCCAACAGCAACCACCGAAUCCGGCUCCCCCCUCCGCCCUCUCCUCCUCCCACCAUCCCUCCGUUCCUCAUUCCUCAAACUAGCCUCAACAAACACCGCCCACAACCUCGAAACCUGCGGCAUCCUCGCGGCGACCCUCAUCUCCAACGCCCUCUUCAUCACCCACCUCAUCCUCCCCGAACAGACUUCCACCCCCAACACCUGCGACACCACUCCCGCCGGCGACGCCGCGCUCUUCUCUUACGUCGACUCCCACGCCCUUCUCGUGGUCGGGUGGAUACACACCCAUCCUUCGCAAACAUGUUUCCUCUCCUCCCGUGAUCUCCACACCAGCGCGGGGUAUCAAGUCAUGCUCCCCGAGUCCAUCGCGAUCGUCUGCGCGCCGGGCAAGGAUCCCGACUGGGGGGUUUUCAGGUUGACGGAACCGCCUGGGUUGGACGCGAUUUUGGGUUGUACGCAGACGAGCGCGUUUCAUCCGCAUCAGGAGGGGAGGUUGUAUACGGAUGCGCUUGGGGGGGUGGGACAUGUGGUUGAGGGGCCGGGGUUGGAGUUUCAGGUUGUGGAUUUGAGGGAUGGGAGGGGUGGGGAGGAGGAGGAGAUGGAAGGGGGGUGGAUUUGA
Messenger RNA from Zymoseptoria tritici IPO323, 1398 nucleotides. RefSeq lists its product as uncharacterized. Gene Ontology annotation, cellular component: endosome; membrane. The record is from RefSeq and is a predicted model, not a curated record. Gene Ontology annotation, molecular function: K63-linked deubiquitinase activity; protein binding; metal-dependent deubiquitinase activity. Bases 1 to 1398 code for a protein of 465 amino acids. The transcript is spliced from 2 exons. Lineage: Eukaryota; Fungi; Ascomycota; Dothideomycetes; Mycosphaerellales; Mycosphaerellaceae. Gene Ontology annotation, biological process: protein K63-linked deubiquitination.